UCUUUAUAAAAUUUUUGCCAGCUGAAAUGUUGUGUUUUGUUAAGAUUUAGGAAUUAUAUUAUUAAUUUGUAAUCAAAUAUGGGUAAACUAGACGUUAUUAUUUUACGGUACUUGACCAGUGAGGACUUUCGUGUUCUAACUGCGGUGGAAAUGGGUAUGAAAAAUCAUGAAUUAGUACCCGGAGCGCUGGUAGCCUCUAUUGCCAAUCUCCGACAUGGCGGAGUUCACAAAUUAAUGAAGGAAUUGUGUAAACAUCGACUCCUAACCUACGAACGAGGAAAACACUAUGAUGGUUAUAGGCUCACAAACAGUGGUUAUGACUACCUCGCACUCAAAGCCCUCACAAACAGGAAAGUUAUUGCUUCAUUCGGUAAUCAGAUUGGAGUUGGCAAGGAAUCAAAUAUUUACACAGUAGCUGAUGAAGAUCGUAACCCAUUAUGCUUAAAGCUGCACAGACUGGGUCGAACAUGUUUCCGGAACAUUAAAGGCAAGCGAGACUAUCACGCGCACCGUAACCGUGCCUCCUGGCUCUACCUGUCCCGGAUCUCAGCCACGAAGGAGUUUGCCUACAUGAAGGCACUACACGACAGAGACUUCCCAGUGCCAAAACCAAUAGACUUCAACCGACAUUGUGUUGUGAUGGAGCUGGUGAGAGGAGGACCAAUGACCCACGUGACAUCGGUCGACGACCCCGAGGCUCUGUACGACGAGCUGAUGAACCUCAUCGUCAGACUCGGCAACUGCGGCGUCAUACACGGCGACUUCAACGAGUUCAACAUCAUGAUUAACGAGGACGGCCACCCCAUCAUCAUUGACUUCCCACAAAUGGUGUCCACUUCACAUCCCAAUGCUGAGUUAUACUUCGAUCGCGACGUGAAGUGUGUCCGUGAGUUUUUCAAGAAACGUUUCGGAUACGAAAGUGAAACAUACCCGAAGUUCAGUGACCUGGAGAGAGAGGACGAACUCGACACGGAGGUCGCCUGCUCGGGGUACAAGCGGGCGAAGGAUGUCGACGACGAAUUACUUGAGGAAAUGGGCAUUGUGCUGGCUGUAAGCGACGAUGAAGGCAGCUCUGAUAAUGAACACGAGGAAUCAGAACGGAGUACACAAUACACGGAGGAAGAAUUGGCUGCUUUGAGGCAACAGGUCGAUACAUCAAUAAACAGUGACGAAAAAAAAUCACAUAUUGAACAUAUAACAAAUAAAACCGUAAACCUAAAUAUAAGCGAUGAUAAAGACGAAGAAAUACCCAAUCUUGUACCAGCAGAAGGACAUAAUCCUGUAGUAGAAGAGAAUAUCGCAGAGCUUGACAGAAAUUCGCAGAAGUACCGAUUAGCCAUGAUAGAGAAGGCGCUAUCAGAUGUUAGAUCCAUGCGCUCAUACACGUCGGCGAGUACGAUAGCACCUGAAGUGGUGAAGCAACAGGUGAAGAAAAAUCUAGAGAUCCGUCAGAAGAUGGAGAGGAAGAAAGCAGUUGCUAAAGGAGAAGCGAGCGCGGUGACCAGAGCGAGGAGAGAUAAUAGGGAGACGAUUAGAGAAAGUCACGGUCUCUGGGGAUGGGAUGAAUAAA
Molecule: messenger RNA, 1570 nt
Organism: Achroia grisella
Lineage: Eukaryota; Metazoa; Arthropoda; Insecta; Lepidoptera; Pyralidae
Gene: RIOK2
Product: serine/threonine-protein kinase RIO2
Exons: 8
Coding region: 79-1569 (496 amino acids)
Biological process (GO): protein phosphorylation; maturation of SSU-rRNA
Cellular component (GO): nucleus; cytosol; preribosome, small subunit precursor
Molecular function (GO): protein serine/threonine kinase activity; ATP binding
Source: RefSeq, a predicted model, not a curated record